Molecule: messenger RNA, 681 nt
Organism: Trichoderma breve
Lineage: Eukaryota; Fungi; Ascomycota; Sordariomycetes; Hypocreales; Hypocreaceae
Exons: 2
Coding region: 1-681 (226 amino acids)
Source: RefSeq, a predicted model, not a curated record
AUGGCGUCCGAUGUUCCCAAACCUACAGUCGUGCUUGUUCACGGAGCAUUCGAAGAUGGUUCAAUCUGGAAAGGGGUCAUUCAGCAGCUACAGCGGGCUGGUUACCCAGUAAUCGUGUUCGGCAAUCCGCUCCGGGGAGUACAUGUGGACGCCGCGUUUCUGCAGAGCAUGUUGGACAGGAUUGAUGGGCCGGCCGGAGGGGAGGAAAAGGUCAGGGCACUUGUGUACGCAGGUUCAAUCCUGCCCGAGGCCGGGGAAGCGCCAAGCGUGUUAAUUGAGCGGUUUCCAGGAAGCUCAUUCCUUACGUCUACAGACGUGGUCCAGUACACACUCCCUGACGGGACCAGCGGCGCAUACCUCCUCUACCAGGCUGAGAAGUUCCACAGUCAAGUCGCCGCGGACGUGUCUGAGAGCGAGGCGGCCUUACUACUUGCCACUCAGCGCCCAAUGGAUAGGCUGUGCCUCACUGAGGCGCCGACGGUCGCUGCAUGGAAGAAUCUACCCACCUGGCAGAUCAUUACCACCGAGGACCUGGCAAUUCCGCUAGCUGAACAGAAGUUCGAAGCUGAUCGCGCAAGGUCGCAUUUUGUCGAGGUCGACGCUUCGCACGCAGUUACGGUGUCUAAUCCGGGAGUCGUCGCCCAUGUGAUUGAACAGGCUGCCCGCUCACUGUGGCACUGA